AGGCUCCAGCUGUGGGGGCUGCCAGCGAGGGCCAGACUGGGAGAGUCAAGAUGGGCCAAAGGGCCGUUCGUUGGUCUGGAGCUCGCCCCAGCAGUGCAGAGUUUGGGGGCUUGAGGUUGUGGGGUGGAGACCCUGCCAAGGCUGGUCAUGAGCAUGGAGACAGCUGUGAGCCUCCGGAGAGAGAUGACUGUGGGGGGUUCUGCGACUCUUUUGUGGUCCUGACUGCAAAGGGGGAGAGCCCCCCAAACAUAGGGACCCAGCAGCCCCGUGCAGUGCGCCCAGAGGCUUGGGAAUUGGGGGUGGGAGAGCCAGCAGAGCUGAAGGGAAGAAGGGGCGAGGGGGUCCGAGCAGGGGGGGUAAGCAGCAGCCGGAGCUUUGGGGGCAUCUCGAGCCACGAUGGGCCCAAGCGGGACCCGGUUAGAGGGGCCGCAGUGUGGGUCCAUAAGGAAUGGUGCAGGGGACCGGUGGAGGCUUCAGGUCAGGUCUGGGUCCCUCGCAAGCCAGGUAGGGCCUCCCAGGGAGUGGGGCUCACCUGGUCCCAGGGCGGAGCAGGUCACCCAAGGAGAACAGGCGGUUGGGAAGCAGAAUCUCGAGGGGUGGGUAGCAACUCAGACCUCAGCCAGGUCUGGAUCCCUAGGGAGAAGCCAGCUGGUGCUGGAGGAGGACCUGGGGAUGUCUGGGUGCACAAGGUGCGGAACCCCUCUGGGGCCGGGAUCAUGUGGGUGUGGGCCAAGGUGACCAAUUGUAACGAAGAGGAGGUGGAGGAAGCCAGGGUGUGGACCUUUCGCAAAGACAGCCCUAGAAAAGGCGGGCAAGGAGAGGGAGGUUACGGGGUGUCUUAAAAGGGGGUGUAU
Messenger RNA from Heteronotia binoei (common prickly gecko), 854 nucleotides. RefSeq lists its product as uncharacterized. The transcript has 2 exons. Lineage: Eukaryota; Metazoa; Chordata; Lepidosauria; Squamata; Gekkonidae. The coding region runs from base 51 to 842 and encodes 263 amino acids. The record is from RefSeq and is a predicted model, not a curated record.